AUGGGUUCCAAUUUCCUCAAAUCAAUCACCACUCUCCUCUUAAUUUUUUCUACUCUUUCUAUUGCCACAGCCUUUAUCCUAGACACAGAUGGCGAACCACUCUUCAAUAGUAGGAAAUACUACAUCCUCCCCCAAAGCCUAGGCUUUGGUGGUGGCCUCAUAAGAACAACAAAAACAACGGACUUACCUUGUCCAUACUACAUAACCGUAGACAACGACGACACCUCUUAUGGUAUGCCUCUUAUCAUCAGUUCCCCUUUCAGAAUAUUGUACACUCCGUUAUCUUCUCCUGUUUACAUUGCCUUUGAAGAAAUGAUAACUGUUUGUAUUGAAUCAAUGGGGUGGCGCCUGAACCCCGACAACUCAACCGGUCGAUCGUACGUGAGCACCGGUGCUAGUGGCUUCGACUUAACUCAGAGGUUCACAAUUGAGCACGCUGGGAGCGAGUUUGAGAAUAAUGUGUAUAAGAUUAGGUAUAUUGGUGCAUCAGGUGAAGGAAGAGAUGUUGGAUUCUUUGACUUUAAUGAGGAUGGACUUUUGGGUAUUACUGAUGAUAUCCCUCUUACUGUUAUGUUUAAGAAAGCAAUCAUUCUUGAGGAGACAACCUCUGGAAUGUAG
Molecule: messenger RNA, 618 nt
Organism: Beta vulgaris subsp. vulgaris (sugar beet)
Lineage: Eukaryota; Viridiplantae; Streptophyta; Magnoliopsida; Caryophyllales; Amaranthaceae
Product: factor Xa inhibitor BuXI-like
Exons: 1
Coding region: 1-618 (205 amino acids)
Molecular function (GO): endopeptidase inhibitor activity
Source: RefSeq, a predicted model, not a curated record